Molecule: messenger RNA, 708 nt
Organism: Rotaria sp. Silwood2
Lineage: Eukaryota; Metazoa; Rotifera; Eurotatoria; Philodinida; Philodinidae
Source: the annotation of a GenBank genome assembly
AUGGCUUCUUCGACUAUUAUACCUAUUGUUUAUACUCAAAAUUCCUUAGAAAAAAAUCGUUUAGGAUCCCCAAUAUCUCCCUCAAAUCGUUAUACAGUACAUGAUCAUGGUCAAGGUUAUCGUACAUAUUCAUAUGAAUUUGAUUUAAUUGAUUAUGAACCCGAACAAAUAACUGUUCUACUUGAUGAUAAUGGUACAUUACGCAUACGUGCACAUCGUCCACCAUGUCGUGAAUUUCGACGUGAAUAUAAUCUUGGUGGACCUAAUGUUGAAACAACACUUGCAAGAAAUACAAUUGAUACUCAUGGACGUCUUCGUGUUGAUAUUGAUGUUCGACCACGACGUUAUGAUUUACAGACAAUAAAUUAUAAUAAUAUUCUUACAUUUGAUUUACAAGGCUAUAGACCAGAAAAUGUAACUGUUCGAAUAAAUCGAAAUGGUUUACUUAAAAUAAGUGGUCAACAUAUUGAUAAUACACUUGGUAAUAAUAUUAAUCGUGAAUAUUUUAGACAAUAUCAAUUACCAUCAAAUAUUGAUCCGGAUAAAGUACGUGCACGUAUGGAUCAAAAUCAAAUAUUAACUAUUGAAUUACCUCAACCAUUAUCAACAGUUAAUCCUACAGGACGUGAAUAUUGGGUACCUGUUUAUGAAAGAAAUUAUCCUCCAUAUUAUGGUACUGGACCUUAUUGUUGUUGCAAUAUUAUGUAA